AUGGUCAAACCCAGUUGGGCAUCUGUUCUCACCUACUUCAUUAUCCUCCUCAACCUUCAUCUGGGCAGUGUUUUUGCAACUAUUCCCACAGACGCACUUGCCCAACAGAAAUUGGACAAAGUUCUUGAGCUGCCUGGUCAGACCUUCAACCUGAGCUUUGCACACUAUGCUGGGUAUGCCACUGUCAAUGAAGAUUCUGGGAGGGCUCUCUUCUACUGGCUUGUUGAAGCUGCUGAGGACCCUGGUUCUAAGCCUAUUGUUCUCUGGCUAAAUGGAGGACCUGGAUGUUCAUCAAUUGCUUAUGGGGAGGCAGAGGAAGUUGGUCCAUUUCAUAUUAAGGCAGACGGGAAGACCCUAUAUUUGAAUCCUUACUCUUGGAAUCAAGUUGCUUUAUUCCACUGCAUCAAGCGUGUUGCUAACAUUCUAUUUCUUGAUUCACCUGUUGGAGUUGGUUUUUCUUAUUCAAACACUUCCUCUGAUUUGCUAUCCAAUGGAGAUAAAAGAACAGCCGAAGACUCUCUAGCAUUUCUAUUGAAAUGGUUUGAGCGCUUUCCCCAGUACAAGGGAAGAGAAUUUUAUAUCACUGGAGAGAGCUAUGGAGAGGAGUGGUACAUUAUUGCCUCCCAUCAUUUGGUUCUCUUAGUAUACUUAUUGCUUUGGGAUGCAGACAUUAUGUUUCCUCAGCUAAGUCAAGCAAUUGUGAAGUACAACUUGGAAACUAAGGAAAAAGCAAUUAAUCUGAAGGGUUAUAUGGUGGGCAAUGCUCUGACUGAUGAUUAUCAUGAUCAUUUGGGGGUUUUCCAGUUUAUGUGGUCGGCUGACAUUGCUAGUGCAGAACUUGGAAACAUUGACCCUUACAGCAUCUACACCCCUGCAUGCCCUGCUAAUGUUAGCCAGUCAAAUCGGCUGCAGAAACGAAUGCAUAAGGUGGGCCGCAUCAGUGGGAACUAUGAUCCUUGCACAGAGGCACACUCAGCUGUAUACUUCAAUCUACCCGAGGUUCAAAAGGCUCUCCAUGUUAAUCCAAAUCAUGCACCAUCUAAGUGGGCAACCUGCAGUGAUGUGGUAUACACCACUUGGCAGGAUUCUCCUAGGACAGUGCUGGACGUCUACAAGGAGCUGAUACAUUCAGGACUUCGUAUAUGGAUGUUCAGUGGUGAUACAGAUUCUGUGAUCCCAGUUACAUCUACCCGAUACAGUAUAGACGCUCUUAAGCUUCCAACUGUCAAGCCCUGGCGUCCCUGGUAUGAUGAUGGGCAGGUUGGAGGAUGGACACAAGAAUAUGCUGGGCUGACAUUUGUGUCGGUGAGGGGAGCAGGCCAUGAAGUCCCUUUGCACAAACCCAAGCAAGCGCUCACACUCAUCAAAGCUUUCUUGUCAGGAUCUUCAAUGCCUUCUUCAGAACUUGUCAGUGACUCUUGA
Molecule: messenger RNA, 1422 nt
Organism: Prunus armeniaca (apricot)
Lineage: Eukaryota; Viridiplantae; Streptophyta; Magnoliopsida; Rosales; Rosaceae
Source: the annotation of a GenBank genome assembly